Messenger RNA from Thermothelomyces thermophilus ATCC 42464, 1508 nucleotides. RefSeq lists its product as uncharacterized. The coding region runs from base 79 to 1194 and encodes 371 amino acids. The transcript has a single exon. The record is from RefSeq and is a predicted model, not a curated record. Gene Ontology annotation, biological process: phosphorelay signal transduction system. Lineage: Eukaryota; Fungi; Ascomycota; Sordariomycetes; Sordariales; Chaetomiaceae.
GGCUCAUCUCCUGUCACUAUCUGUGACGCCGAGAAGAACGUAACCGCUGGCUCCCCAACAUCAGACUUUUUUGCUGCCAUGGGUUCCUCCAUGUCAAUCCCUAGCUCAGCUAGCAUCCGAGAAGAAACCAGGCAGACCGCGGUCCUAUCCGAGUCCGGUCUGGUUACCCGACAAUACCGCCGCGCAGAGAUUCCAGACGAGCGCAAUAGCCUCCGGCUCAGGGUCCGCUUUGGGACUGAUGCAGGCGCCUUGGUCAAUGGCUUCCCUAGCAAAGGCGGCGUGUAUAGUCUUUUUUGCUCUCCGAUGGAGCUCGAUUUUCUCGGCUUGGACCGGUUUGAGACCGCGCUACCAUCAUCUGACCCGGCUGAGGAGGAUGCACUCUGUGCUAAGAUACGACUGCUCGGCGCCGAAUGGUGGCCGAGUUUGGAUUCUCUGUGGGGAGGACCUCCUCUACUGAAGGAGAAGGUGCGCUUCAUUGGAGUCGCGUGCCCACUGGAGGAGAAGGUGCGCUUCAUCGGAGUUGCAUCCCAAGGGGGGUUGUGGGCACUCGAGACGAACUUGGAAGACUGUUCUAAUAGGCAACUGGGAAGAAUUCAAAACGCCAGGGAUAUGGAGGAGAAGUGCAGGCAGAUUGAGAGAUUCGGAGGCACCUUCUAUGCUGAUCCGAGCGAGUGUCCUCUUCUGGACUUCAAAUCCCCAGUUCCUGAGAGGGCGGCCAUACACGUCCUGUUUGCCGACGACGAUGCCAGCAACCAGACAGUCGCGCGCAAUCUCCUGACACAUCUUGGAUUCUCCCAAGUCACAACGGUCCGGGACGGCAAGGAAGCGCUCGACUUCCUUUUGGCAGCUGCUGAGGACAAGUCGCAGAGAAAACCUGACAUCAUCUUCUUGGACACGGAAAUGCCCGUGAUGGACGGCUUCGAAUGCGCCCGCAUUCUGAGACGGGAGUUCCCUUACAAUACAGAUUAUAGUAAUAUCCCAAUCGUCGGCAUGGCGUACCGUAAUCCGAUGCUGGAGAACAGGGAAAGGUGGUUUGCGGCAGGCAUGAGUGGCUUUCUUCCACUCCCGAUUCAGGAAAGAGAUCUGGAGCAAAUGCUUGUUCGAUUGGUUCUCAGAGGUCGAUCCAGAAUUUCGCUUUCCGGGCCAAGUAUCGAGGAUGCGGGCCGAGAUGCAAGUAUGAUGCAGGAAGAGUAGAUCUUUGGCUGUUUUCGAAACAGGGACCCUGCCGCAUCAUACCGUUGAAAGACAACUUGAUGCGUAUGAUGGAUGAUGCCGUGUCCUUUCCGGAGAGGAUUCAAGCAAGAUCAACUUGGUCAAAGGGAUGCACCCCACCCGUCGGUCUAGAUGUGGAUGAGUCGGCAGAUAGUGAGCUGGCUGACUAGUUGGCCAAGAGUGUAAGAGCCGAGGAGGAGCAUAAUUAUACAGGGCUUCUUUUCCUUUUUCUGGUCUUUCCUUUCCUGUCAUUUCUCUUUCUUCUCAUUUUCUCCCCUCUGUGAUAAAUAUCAUCU